GAGGAAAGAUAUUUCCAGCGUUAAACGAAGGUAAUUAAGUAUGCGUUAAAUGGACUUAAAAGAAGCGGAGAAGGGUUUUUAUAUCCGAUUCUGCGUUCCCCGACGCACCUGCGCCCCUUCUCUUCCAUUCUUGCGCCGCUUUCUCGUCUUUUCGCACUUCCACCCACUCUCUUCCUCUUGCUCUCUCCGCUCGUCUUCGAGGUUUUCUAUGCGAGAAGCUCUGAUUUCUGAUAGAAGAAAUAGAGGAAGUAGGGCGUUCCCCGACGCACCUGCGCCCCUUCUCUUCCAUUCUUGCGCCGCUUUCUCGUCUUUUCGCACUUCCGCCCACUCUCUUCCUCUUGCUCUCUCCGCUCGUCUUCGAGGUUUUCUAUGCGAGAAGCUCCGAUUUCUGAUAGAUAGAAGAAAUAGAGGAAGUAGGAGGCGGCGGCUCUUUAAAGAUUUGAUUUUGGGGUCGUUUUCUUCAUAGACGAGCUCGGUUGCGCCGGCUCCGGUGAAAAGAUUUCUCCUCUCGGUGACGGUCGUCUCGGAAGCGCAAGCUUCGUCGGAAAGGGAUAGAAGAAGAAGGCCUGAGAAGAGCAAGAGCAUAGCCCUAUUCCGAUCCAAGAUUUCUGCAAAAUAACCCCGCUUCUAAGGGAACCUCUCCUUUAGGACAACAGAGACCGCUGCCGUCGGAUUGGCUCUCGGUGCCGUUGGAUUGCUUCUGGCGGACGCUUCAGCCACUCGUUCCUCUUCUCCCGUCCUCGCACCAGUUUCUUUCUAAUUUUCUGAGGCUGUUCGAUCUCCUCUCCCGGUCAAAAUCAGGGUUUUCUCUUCCUGAAUAGACGAAUAGUGGAAGAGACGAGGCCGGCGCCAUCUAACCUGGAGUCACCGAGCAAGCCCUUCACCAAGAUGUUCCGCAUCCGCCGCCGCCGGGACGCCACCGGCUCCGUCGGAGGCAGCGGUAAUGGUGUCGUCCCGGGCAAAGAUAGGCCAAUCAUGGAGAAGCUCAAGCUCUCAGGAAAACCUCAGAGACUACUUCUCCGCCAUGCCCUCCGAGCCUCACAAAGGCGAGGAUGAGAAGCAGCAGCAGCAGCACUCGCAGAAGAAGCUGUCCUCCAAGGAUAAAGAGGCGAUGGAAUCCCUCCUCGCCAACCUCUUCGCCAGCAUCUCCGCCAUCAAGGCCGCCUACGCCCAGCUCCAGGUGGCUCAGUCCCCCUACGAUCCCGACUCCAUCCAGUCCGCUGACCAGGCCGUGGUCUCCGAGCUCAAGCACCUCUCCGUCCUCAAGCAGUCCUACCUCAGCAAGCAGCUCCAAUCCACCGCUCCACCGGUCUCCCAGCCGGCCCUGGAGGCCCGGAACCAGGAGCAGCGCAGCCUCCUCAAGACCUACCAGAUCACCACCAAGAAGCUCGAGGCCGAGCUCCAGCUCAGGGACUCCGACAUCCUCUCCCUCCAAGCCCAGCUCCAAGCCCUGGAGAAGCAGAACCGAGCCCUCGACGCCAGGCUCCACCCGGGCCGCUCGCUGUCCGCGCUCGACGACCUCCACCUCUCCGGGCUGAACCCCACCCAUUUCCUCACCGCGCUGCGGUACACCGUGAAAUCGAUCCGGUGCUUCGUCAAGCUGAUGGUUAAGGAGAUGGAAUCAGCCGGGUGGGACCUUGACGCCGCGGCCGGAUCCAUCCAGCCCGACGUACUUCGCCGGAAGCCCAGCCACCGGAUCUUCGCCUUCGAAUCAUUCGUCUGCCAGAAAAUGUUCUCCGACUUCCAUCGCCGGGACUUCAAUCUUAGCUCCUUGGCAGACCGAUCCACUUGGGACCGGCGCCGGUUCUUCGACGAGUUCACCGAGCUCAAAUUCGUGAAAAUAAAGCAGGCUUUCGAAGGGGGAACCCAAAAGUCGGCGUUGGGGAAGUUCAUAAGGGCGAAGUAUUUGGCCCUGGUCCACCCGAAGAUGGAGGCGUCGUUCGUUGGUAGUCUGGAGCAGAGGGCGCUGGUGAGCUCGGGGCAGGGGUUCCCGGUGUCGGCGUUCUUCUCCGGCUUCGCGGAGAUGGCGAGGCGCGUGUGGCUCCUCCACUGCCUCUUCUUCUCGUUCGGGCCGGGGGAGGGGUCCAUCUUCCAGGCCCGGCAGGGCUGCCGGUUCUCGGAGGUUUACAUGGAGAGCGUGGCGGAGGAGGAGGACGACGACGACGACGCUGCCGGACUGAGGCCCCCCACCGUGGGGUUCACGGUGGUCCCCGGUUUCCGGGUGGGGAAGACGCUGAUACAGUGUAAAGUCUCCAUCGCAUCAUCUGCGCCUCAGAUGGGUGGGCGGUCAUGACCCUUCUCCAAGAUAGGGUGGAGAUCUUGAUGAGCCAUCGGACGGCGCUGGAGGCACCUAAGCCUGUUGUUGCCAUCCCGGAUUUUGCCAAGUGGGCCCUGCGGUACUUGUCCCGGGAUGUGGGGCGGUGGGGAGACAGGUCUGAUGGAAAAGGUGGAAAGGACUCUCCAAGCGGCUAUUAAUAGUAAACAGAAUGAUAAUAUUAUGUAUUAUUAUUUUUUAUAAUUAAAGCGAGUAUUUAUUAGGUCUAUGUGGAUUGAUAGAUAAUGACAGAUGGCAUAUUAGUUUAUAGUGUGGGGGAAUGCCGUGUGUGGGAAACUUAGUGGCGUUUUGUCUGGUUGGACAUUUUGUUAGAAUAAAAAUAAUGGUGGUUGGUCUUGGGGGAAAUAGAA
Messenger RNA from Phoenix dactylifera (date palm), 2685 nucleotides. RefSeq names its product protein GRAVITROPIC IN THE LIGHT 1. The record is from RefSeq and is a predicted model, not a curated record. Gene Ontology annotation, biological process: response to red or far red light; negative gravitropism. NCBI's taxonomy places the organism in Eukaryota, Viridiplantae, Streptophyta, Magnoliopsida, Arecales, Arecaceae.